Molecule: messenger RNA, 3941 nt
Organism: Petromyzon marinus (sea lamprey)
Lineage: Eukaryota; Metazoa; Chordata; Hyperoartia; Petromyzontiformes; Petromyzontidae
Product: gap junction delta-2 protein-like
Biological process (GO): cell-cell signaling
Cellular component (GO): connexin complex
Molecular function (GO): gap junction channel activity
Source: RefSeq, a predicted model, not a curated record
UAUUGUGGCCAAUGCAAACAUGACUCCUUGUAAAAAAGGUGUCAGUUUUGUUGCCAGAUAAAAGGGUAACACACCAAUUAUCAUGCCUCUGCUGGUUUGUACACGAUUACCAACCAACAAAGCCUUGGGUUUACUUGAUCACGGUAUUGCUCGACUUACCACAAUUGUACCUCGCACCGUCACCCGUGGGUGCAAGUCUUGGGGCUUCGCAAGCUGAUGAUUUCCAUCACCAGGUACGAUGUGCUGACCCCAAUAUCAGACGUUCAGUGCGAGGAUCCACAAGACUUGGCCCAACACAAAGGCAGGCAUCCAACCUCACAACCUGCAGCAUCCAACAGAAGGAAGGAAUUAAUAGCCAAGUGUGUGGUGGCAUUGUUACCACAGGCCGUGGUGACCUCGACCUCCACCAACAAAGAGUGUUUGCGUGUGAACGGUGGACAUGAAUGAGAGCGGUGGACGUGUACAACAGCUGAUGUGUACGUUUGUAAAUGUCAUCAGCUGGAGAGGACGUUAGCUUGAGAUCCGUGUAGAGUCUGGGAGAGCGUGGCGCUCUGGAUGUCUCUCAUCCUGUGUGGGGAGAGUGGUUCGCUGUCGUCCGUUGCUUUGGACAGAAACGGCUUUGAUUGGGAAUGUGUCCAUUGGAUACAGUUCUGCUGAAUAUGCCAAUUCUAAAUGCAACAUUUCCUGUAAAAUAUAAACAUCUUUUCCUUGUACAGCAAUAGGCGGAUUUGAUAGUGUGAAAUAUAUAUAUAACGUUCUCUUUCAUACGCACACGUAUUUCUCUUUUAAAUUGCAUUCUGCGAUUCGUCAGAUUCCAAUGCUAUAUAUAGCCAAGCUUAGGAUAAUCUGGAUAGUAGAGAGUGGCGCACACUGUAAUAAACUGAGGCUGAGCAGCAGAUCAUCAUCAUCAUCACCACAAUGGACAUUGAACAACGGCAACGAUGAGGGUCGUGUGAAGUAUCCAGCCUUCCUACGAUCGUAGCAACAGCAGCACCGUGCUGGCUUCAUCACUGGACGAGAGACAAAGGCGGCCAUGGGAGAGUGGACGAUUCUGGAGCGACUGCUCGCUGCAGCCGUUCACCAGCACGCGACGAUGAUAGGGCGGAUCCUGCUGACCGUGGUGGUCAUUUUCCGCAUCUUGAUCGUGGCCAUUGUCGGAGAAACCGUCUACGGUGACGAGCAGACCAUGUUCGUGUGUAACACUCUGCAGCCUGGCUGCAACCAGGUCUGCUACGACAAAACCUUCCCCAUCUCCCACCUCCGCUACUGGGUGUUUCAAAUAAUAAUGGUCUGCACGCCGAGCCUCUGCUUCAUCACCUACUCGGUGCACCAGUCCACCAAGCAGUGGGACCGAUUCUCGAUCCUCAACCUGCCCCUUGGCGAUGCGCACGAGAGGCGCGUCUCCUCCACGCUGCAUCCGCCACUGUCGGAGGCGCGGGAGCGCGGCGGGUUCCCGGUCCUGCACCAGACCCUGGACAGGCAGGAGCCUCGGGGUGGGCAGCCCUUCUCCGUGCUUCACCCUCCCACCCUCGGCGAGGCCGAGCGGCGCUAUCGACCCAAGAAACGCGACUGCAGCAGGACGUUCAGAACGAGGAUGAGGGCCGUCUUCGGCUGUCACUCGGAGAGCCGUGGACACGGAGGAGGCGACGAUGGUGGUGGUGGUGGCCUGUCGCGGGAAACGAAACCUUCGUCGGUCGCCACGAGGGAGAGAUACGGCAGAUUCCACACACAGGAGAGCAUCUCUCGCUUUUACAUCCUGCAGGUUGUCCUGCGCAACGUGUUGGAAAUCGUAUUUCUUAUCGGGCAGUACUUCUUGUACGGCCUCUACGUACCGUCCAUGGUGGCGUGCGAGCGUCACCCAUGCAUCAGGCAGGUGGAGUGCUACGUGUCUCGGCCCACCGAGAAGACGGUCUUUCUGCUCUUCAUGUUCGGCGUCAGCGGCUUGUGCUUGGUGCUCAACCUCGCAGAGCUCAACCACCUGGGCUGGCGGAAAAUCAAGGGAGCCAUGCAGGGUGUCCGGACUCGCAAGACGUCGUUUUGGGAGAUUCGACACAAGGACUUUGAGCAUGCAAUACGAACGCCUCGCUUCAGUCGCACGCACUCGAGCGAAUCUGCCUACGUCUGAUUUCACAAAGCUCAGAAUGUCUCACCCGAAGUCAGAUUUCCCUUUGCGUAAUUGCCCUGGCACGAACCCACUGCAUGCUUCUGUGGGGGAUGUCGCCCCCCUUCUCCUCUCCCCCCUCCUCCUCCGCCCCUUCUCGCCAGGCUGCCGCCGAUCAGGUGAUCGGCCUCCCCGCACCAGCGUCCUCUCUGUGGGACAUGGGUAGCGGCUGGCUUCCCACCACCUCGGGUUAUCCCACACACUCCUCGUGUAAACCACCGCUAAUGCGGAGAUGGCUGCGUGCUCGCGCGUACCCGUGCAGGUUGCUCACCACGGCUCGCGCUAAAAACAGCGCGGCUGCUGCGCUCACGCGGGCGCAGUCAAUGGAUUACUGCCCACGCAGCCUCACACACGCUCGAAUUACGCACCACGCCGACACCCUUAAUGCGAUCGUCGCUACGUAAACAUACUGCGUAAAACGUGCUAUGUAAACACGCACGCGAACGUUUAUGAUUGAAUACACGCGCGCUUCACACGUACGCACGUACUCACACCACACCUACGCUCUCCCAACACGCGGCGUCGGUGUUCUGUGCUAAAGUUUAUUAAUGGCGCGCCUGAAGAAAAACCUUGAGUGGCCCGGAGAAAAAUUCUCAGCGAGCAGCGCCCAAUCUUUCCUAUUCAAUCCCUGGGUGGAACCUUACUCUGCUUCUCACCUCGCAGAUAUACUCACAGUGUCUCAUGGUCCCUGCCUGGGGGCUAGUUGUAGCUGCACUCGCCAGGAUCCCCCGGACACUGCGAGCGGCUGGGAGUCCGACCGGGUCGCUGGCCGGCUGAAGGAGAACUGACUAACGUUUUUUCCCUUCCCUCCCUUUGUCUCCUCCGAAUCCAAAAAUCCAUGGUCACGUGGUGUUCCCUGCGCGGCCAAUCGGACGCCUACUUUUCAAUUGUCAACCGAUGCCCCGCCCCUACCUGGCGUGUGGCUCUCCCUUGCACCCUAAUCCAUUGUCUACGCGCCCGUCUACCCCUCUCGGCUUGCUCGCUGAAAGCCUUGUUCCCCCAAGGCCCCGUCCCCCUGUGCUGGGUGUGUUCUCACUGCGGUUUGCUCGGUGAGCUCGUCGUGCCCAUACAAUUUUAAGCUCAUUCACGGGGCCAAAGCGCAAUUCGGCCUGGGGGGUGGGGGGUCGGCCAAUCUCUCCUGGCACUGGGAAACCGUGGAACGUCCCCACGAGGGGCCCCUCGGGUACAAACCCAGGGUACCAGGUGACCCUCCCAUGAGACCCUACGUGGGUGUAUGUGUGUGUUUAGAGGGGGUGUGCGUGCGUUCGUGUGGGGGGGGGUGCGAGGGGAUAGCAGCGCUGGCAGAGUUGCUCCGUUGCUGUGACACCACACUUCUCCUGAGCGUACACCAAAGCUUUGCCCAUCACGGGUUUUCUCAUUGCGAAUUUUACCAUUUGCCGCCAUAUUUGCCGACGUUCCAGCUCGCCGAUCACGUGUACCGCCCCCCCCCCUGCCCCGUGGCUUGACAAUCCACGGCUGACCGCGAGAUGCCCGUGAGCAUCGUAACGAAGUCGCUCUCACUCGAACUGCUUCGUGGUGAUGCUGCCCCGGAAGACUCCACGCGCCACCUCUCGUCUCCCAUGACGCAGCACAUCGCGGGCCUCCCCUUGUCUCCCAUGACGUUCUUGUGGGGGCCGACGCCCGCCUCCCCGCUCCUUAUGAGCGGGCGGGGCGCGACGUCCACCCCCUCUACUCCCCCCUCCUCCUCGUCGGCCGCCUGUCACCGGGCCCCCGCCGAUCAGGUGAUUGCCCCCCCCCCGCGCCAGCGCCCUCUCUGAGC